AUAAAGUCCAUAUUUGGGACUGACGUUAUAAACUCGACAAACGCAACCGGAACCGGCGCUUUUCUGGAAGUUUCCUUGACAGCAGAUCUCCCAGCUCUGCACGUUUGUAGGACCAAUGAGAUCGCGCCGCGUUCCUGGCCUGACUGUUGAGAGCGGACCGGCAAUAAGGGCAACUACAGCCACCGACCGUGACGCCAGAGGAGUUCUGAGUCCUGGCUGGGCUCCGUGAAGCGGUCUUUUGCACCGGCGUGACGCGCACGUUCACUUACAGUUCUGACCCGCUCGUAUCGAUGAAUGAAACGUCGGUUCUGGAAACUCCAGCUAGCUAACAGGCUCCGGGAGGAACAGUUUGGAUCAACUUCAGUGUUGCAUUUUAAUUUGGAACGACUGCAGCCUUUCAAGACUACAAACAAAUAGCGUUCGAUAGUUAAAGUGCAGUCGUUUUUUUCUCAGUCAUUUUUUUUUCUAUGGGGAUUUCUAAAAGCAAGAAGACCGACGUGUGAUUCAGAUAUAUAAAGCUCAUCAUGGCAGUUAGGAAUCUAUCUGUGGUUGCUCUCUUCUGCCUCUUUCUGGCAUCCCUGCCGACAUACACAGGGUCUGUAGCGGUCAUGUCCGUCGACUUAGGCAGUGAGUGGAUAAAAGUUGCCAUUGUCAAACCUGGUGUGCCUAUGGAAAUAGUUCUUAAUAAGGAGUCGAGACGAAAAACCCCUGCUGCUGUGUGCCUCAAAGAAAAUGAGAGACUUUUUGGAGACAGUGCUUUAGGCAUGUCAGUGAAGAACCCCAAAACGGUGUAUAGAUACCUUCAAAGCUUACUGGGUAAGAAACACAGCAACCCUAACGUGGAGCUCUACCAGAAACAGUUCCCUGAGCACCAGCUGUUGGAAGACCCAGCGAGAGGCACCGUGCUCUUUGGAAGUUCAGAAGAAAACCAGUAUUCUCCUGAGGAACUCCUCGGAAUGGUGCUGAAUUAUUCCCGUGGCCUUGCUCAGGACUUUGCAGAACAGCAAAUUAAAGAUGCAGUGAUCACCGUCCCAGCCUUUUUCAAUCAGGCAGAACGCAGAGCUGUUCUGCAUGCAGCUGAAAUGGCCGGUCUGAAGGUCCUUCAACUUAUCAACGACAACACAGCUGUGGCCUUGAACUACGGCGUUUUCAGGAGGAAAGAUUUGGACAGCACAGUUAAGAAUGUCCUCUUUUAUGACAUGGGGUCCAGCAGCACCACUGCCACAAUAGUCACAUAUCAAAUGGUCAAAACGAAGGAGCUUGGUACACAGCCGCAGCUACAGAUCCGAGGUGUCGGGUUUGAUCGGGGGCUGGGGGGCUUUGAGAUGGAUCUUCGACUGCGAGAUCAUUUGGCGAAGCUUUUUAAUGAGCAGAAGAAGAGCAAGAAAGACGUGAGAGAAAACCACCGAGCUAUGGCUAAACUACUGAAAGAAGCCCAGAAACUGAAAACGGUGUUGAGUGCAAAUGUGGAGUUUAUGGCUCAGGUGGAAGGUUUGAUGGAUGACAUCGACUUCAAAUCUAAAGUCACCAGAGCUGAGUUUGAAGAGCUGUGUUCAGAUCUUUUUGAAAGAGUUCCUCGCCCUCUGCUUGAUGCUCUGGAAACUGCAGACAUGAAGCUGGAGGAUAUUGAGCAGGUCAUUUUGGUGGGCGGCUCUACUCGUGUCCCCAAAGUUCAGGAGGUUCUGCUGAAAGCUACAGGAAAAGAGGAGUUGGGGAAGAACAUCAACGCGGAUGAGGCCGCAGCAAUGGGUGCUGUGUACCAAGCAGCUGUGCUCAGCAAGGCCUUUAAAGUGAAGCCAUUUCUAGUCCGGGAUGCUGCAAUUUUCCCUAUUCAGGUGGAAUUCACCCGCGAGGUGGAGGAGGAAGGGGUCAAAACCCUGAAGCAAAACAAACGUGUUCUGUUCCAGAGGAUGGCGCCCUACCCACAGCGCAAAGUCAUAACCUUCAAUCGUUACAACAGUGACUUCACUUUCAACGUCAACUACGGAGACCUGAACUUUUUGAGUGAAAACGAAUUAAGUGUUUUUGGCUCUACAAACUUGAGCACCGUCAAGCUUUCUGGAGUGGGAAGCAGCUUCCAAAAACACGCCGAUGCCGAGUCCAAGGGGAUAAAGGCUCAUUUCAACAUGGAUGAAAGUGGUGUCCUUCUUCUUGAUCGGGUUGAGUCUGUCUUUGAAACAACUGUAGAUGAGAAAGAAGAAGAAUCUACGUUAACUAGACUGGGGAACACGAUUUCCACGUUGUUUGGAGGUGGAUCGUCUGACUCCACUGUCAAUUUAACUGAACCUGUGCAGGAUGAUGAGGAAACGCCUCCAGAGUCUGGAAAGGACAACAAGGACGAGGGUCAGAAGGACGAAGCUCCAAAGGAGACGCAAAGUGAUUCUGAGAAAAGUCCAGAGGAUGAAAAACUCCAGGAGAAGAAGGAAGAAACGGAUGAGAAGAAAGAGCCCACUGAGGAAAAAGAUGAAGAGAAACGUGAAAAAUCGGUGCCAGAGAAGACGACCAAACAGCAGAAAAAGAGCAAGAUCUCUGAGGAGAUCACUGUGGAGCUUGUUACCAAUGACAUCCUGAACCCCACUGCUGAUGACUUUGAAAGCUCCAAAAAGAAGUUACGGGAUUUGACUAACAGGGAUUUGGCCAAACAGGAAAGGGAAAAGUCACUGAACAACCUGGAAGCAUUUAUCUUUGAAACCCAGGAUAAGUUGUACCAGGAGGAUUAUAUCCAGGUUGUGAGUGACCAGGAGAAGGAGCAAAUCUCUGCCAAACUCAGCGAGGCGUCUGAGUGGAUGGAUGAGGAAGGCUACGCCGCCACCACCAAGCAGCUGAAAGAGAAGCUGUCCCAGCUGAAAAGUCUGUGCAAAGACAUGUUUUUCAGGGUUGAGGAGCGGCGCAAAUGGCCAGACCGCCUGGCAGCUCUGGAAAGCUUGCUCAACACGUCCGCUUUUUUUCUAAGGAGUGCCAAACUCAUUCCAGAGGAUGACCAGAUCUUCACUGAGGUUGAGCUGAAUAUGCUAGAAAAAGUCAUCAAUGAAACAACGAUAUGGAAGAACAAGACCGUAGCAGCACAGGAGAAACUGUCUUCACAAGAGCCACCGAUCCUGCUGUCCAAGGAUAUCGAGAUGAAGCUUUCCCUGCUGGAUAGAGAAGUCAACUACUUGCUCAACAAAGCCAAGUUUGCCAAACCCAAGGCUAAAGCCAAAGCAAAGAACUCGACCACGACGGAGAAAAGCAGCAAAGCUAACGGCACGGCUGAAGACUCGGACACGCCGCCGACAGAGAAAAGCCCCGAGUUAAAUCCAGAAAGUCCAGAAGAAGUCCAGCCAGCAGAGCCUCCAUCAACCGAGGACAGCAGUAUACAUCCAGGUUCUGACAGCCAAGCGCAGUCUUCAGAUGAGCCGGUACUAACGGAUUCAACAGAAAAGGCACAACCUGACAACCACUUAGAGGAUGAAUUAUAACAGCAGGACUGUGGAUUUUUCAUUAUUUAUUGAUUGUGUGAAAUGUUAAAUUUCAGUCUGAGUUUGUUGGGCUCUUGUUUUGUGUUUUUGUUGGUCCUGUCUGCUACGUUGCAAACUGCUGACUCGGACAGAUUGUAAAGUUUCAGAUCUGCUGUUGUUUUUCUGCUGGUCUGUCUUGGAUUCUUUUAACAAAUGUGUAACACAACUCUAGCAAAAAAUAAAGUCCUAUUUUACAUGAAGGCCCAGAUGCAGACGGUGCGUUCCAAAUUAUUAACGCAAGUUGUAGUUAAGUGUCACCAAGAUAAAAUUAUUUGUUUUUUAAUUAAACUCAUGGAUGAUACUGAGCUCUUUGGAUCACUGACAUCAAUCUCAAGGUAUGAACACUUUGGAUGUUUCACAAAAACUUGAUCAUCGUACUAUGAAGAGAUUAGUGGCUGAUUCAGACACACGGGUU
Oryzias melastigma (Indian medaka) is the source of this 3912-nucleotide messenger RNA. It is a transcript of the gene hyou1, whose product is annotated as hypoxia up-regulated 1. Gene Ontology annotation, biological process: cellular response to hypoxia; negative regulation of hypoxia-induced intrinsic apoptotic signaling pathway; endoplasmic reticulum unfolded protein response. Gene Ontology annotation, molecular function: ATP binding; ATP-dependent protein folding chaperone. Bases 525 to 3458 code for a protein of 977 amino acids. Gene Ontology annotation, cellular component: endoplasmic reticulum chaperone complex. The transcript is spliced from 24 exons. The record is from RefSeq and is a predicted model, not a curated record. NCBI's taxonomy places the organism in Eukaryota, Metazoa, Chordata, Actinopteri, Beloniformes, Adrianichthyidae.